Messenger RNA from Durusdinium trenchii, 2872 nucleotides. The record is from the annotation of a GenBank genome assembly. Lineage: Eukaryota; Dinophyceae; Suessiales; Symbiodiniaceae.
GUCCUUUACUCCUUCGCUAUGGACCGUGGUGAUCAGAUGCCUUUUUAGUCUGGAUGGCGUUGCCUGCUGAGGGCAGCGCUCACGAUGAGUCAGGUGGAUGUAGUUCUGCUGCAAUUCGCCAUGGGCACCUUUGCACUGGCGAUGCGAUACUGUUCCAGGCCACUCCUGAGCUGCUGUCGGAGAUGCGGCCUUUGUUUUCAUGGUUGGUUGUGCUGCAUUUGCAACCGCGAGCCUGCUCAAUCCACAUCCACAUCAAUAGGUGAUUUCUAUUUGUGGUUCUCGACCUACGGAGCAGUCCGUUGGUACUGGUUCCACUUGGCAAUUCAGCUGGGCUUCAUCAGCCGAGAGUUCCAAGUGAUUUCGGCAGUGGGAACUUGGCCUUUCGAAGUGAAACUCUCCUUCUGUGCGAUUUGCCUCACUUACUUGGUGGUGCUGCUGGAGGUUUACAACUUCUCCUCAGUGCGGAGCAAAGAUGUUGUGACAAAGAUCACAGUGGAUGGCUUGCUUGACAUGAUACUGCUUCCAGUAAACAUCGGUUUGUUCGGACACCUUUGUGUCCGAAAGCUGAGCUUGCAGGGGCAGCAUCACUCCGUACAGGUGAUUUCCACCAUAGCCGAGAGUUCCGAAAUUUGGGAAGCCUGGGCUUUGUGGUCUGUUCUAGGCCUAUUCGUGACUGUGGUAGAUGUGGAGUCGCAAGAAGAUGCGGAGCGCAGGUCCUUUGUCAAGCCAUUCAGGAAUUUGAGCCUGCAAGGCGUCCGCACCUGGGUCUUCAUUAUCAUGGCCAUCUCUGUCACAAGGCUUGCGACGACCUUCCUGGAGCACUCUGCGCCGUCCUUGUGUUUUUGGGUGUCCAAGAGCUGCAUGAGUUGCACCAAGCUUUACGAGGAUCACAUCCAUUUGGCAGCGGCGGCAGUGAACUUCAUCCUGUGCUCAUUUGCGUUAGCUUUUGUGUUUACCUUUGAGAAGCUUGGCAAAUCUUGGCAAGGUGGUGGGAGGCACACCUUUGACGAGUAUUUGCGUCGAAUUGGUCCCUUCUGGAAGUUCUGGGGCGUCAAAGGAGUGGUGUCGGUCACAUAUUUCCAAUGGCUGGUCUUGAGCUACGGGCCUUUCCACUUCGAACAGAAGCGAAUCUACCUACUACACUGCUUGCUCACCACAGUCGAGAUGCCAAUCCUGGCAGUCAUCCACUCCUGCUGUGCCUAUCCCUUCGGCAAGCCAUGGUUGGAGUAUUUGUUGAAGCUGCAACAGAAGGACAUGGAGGAGGCAGAGGCUGAGGCAUCAGAUCGCCGGAUGACCGUGUUUUGGCGGGAUCCUGAGGACACCAUUUCCAUGGGAAAGGUGGAUUCAAUGCUUUGCUGCUUUUACUUGCUCUUCUGGAUUGCAGGAUGCAUUGGAGCUCACAGCUUCGUGGUCUUUGUGCUGCCAGUGAAUGAGAUGGUGCAGCGACCACCCAUGUUCAACGUGAGCUGCACUAAGGAGGGUGACAUUUGGCAAUACGUCGAAAACAAUCACCAGUUGCACUACCGUUUGAAGGAUGACACUCUAGAGAAGCAUCGCUUGCCCAACGUUGGCGGUGCAUGGCUUCAUCUUUGUGAUCGAACGGAAUUGGACUGUGAACCUGGCUUUCAGGGUUCUCCAAUACUUCGUUGCUCACCAUCAGGCACUUAUGAUCACCGUGGAUUUUGCAGACGGACUCGCUGUGGCCAGCCGAAGGAGGAAGUUGGUCAUGCACGACUACAUUCCUCUGGUCAGACGCGAUGGACGAGUGACAUGGAGAUCACCUACGAGUGCCAACGUGGCUUUACAGGCCAAAUUCAAGGGAUUUGUGGAAAGGAUGGUGUAUGGCGCUUUGAGGGCGAAUGCAAGGAGGUGAUUUGCCCGAGCCCGCCUGUGGUCCCGAGAGCAAAGCCACUCUUGGAGCCUCACGAGCUGGAAUACCGCACCUGGCAAGCGGGCACAUCCUUGCACUACCAAUGUGAGGAGCCCUUCACAGGUUCGAUUACUGCCACAUGCGAGGACGACGGCACGUUUCUUUUGAGCGGCCGUUGCUUGCGUCAGUGCAAUGCACCUCCGAAGAUGCCCAACAGCGUGGCCAUCUACGAGAAUCAGUUGGCCAUCAAAGGCUUCUUUGAGGGCCUUCGUGUCACAUACCAAUGUAGUCCAGGCUAUGGAGGUACACUCAUUGCUACCUGUCGCGAGGAUGGGAAUUUCAGUGUGGAGGGUGGCUGUAAAUUACGAUGUGGUGGUUUGGAAUCCUUCCUGGAGAAGCAGUUUGGAGUCUUUUGGAAGGACGACCUGAGCACCAACCAGUCUGGAACGCUGGACUUCACCGGCACUGGCGAGGCAGACUUGGUCCCUUUGCGUUGCAGCAUGGGGCUCGCUGGACAGCCCUUGGCAGUGUGUCAUGAGGGCGGUUGGCGCUUACUAGGCGAUCCUUGCCAGCUGUUUCGAACAUCCAGUGGAUGCAGGUGCAAACGUCAAUGGAAGCUUUGCCAGGGGCUCUUGCAGAACAAUUGCAAGCUAUGGCAUGGUUGCCAUGACAGAGAUGGAAGCAGUUGGUGUGAGGUUGAAUCUAGUAGCUGUGGACAGACAAGCUGGGACUACUGUGUGGGCCAAAGUGCCCAAGAAGAUCCAGAGGUCCACUUGCCUUCAGAGACCAAAACAGUGGCUCUCCGCAUUGGUCUCCUUGUUACGGCUGGUUUGCUUGGACUUGGUGUCCUGCUGUGGAUGGCCAAGAUCAAGAAAGGCUGUCAACAACAUCGCACUCAACAUACUAGAGGCUCAGAACCUCCAGGCCCAUUGGAGGCUGUGGAAUUGCAACAGACGUGAUCGAUUAUUUCAAAAAGUAUCGAUAUCGAUGAAUAUGUUAUCG